Zea mays is the source of this 1239-nucleotide messenger RNA. Its product is annotated as saposin-like type B, region 1 family protein. The record is from RefSeq and is marked validated. Lineage: Eukaryota; Viridiplantae; Streptophyta; Magnoliopsida; Poales; Poaceae. Gene Ontology annotation, biological process: lipid metabolic process.
AUUCCCUCGCUCGCGGCCUUGUACAGCAUACUGUCCUUGCGGCGCUGCUGGCUCCGCCGGGUGUUGGGUCAACGUUCUCCCGUCCCCCCGAGCGCAGUCUCGCGUGGUUCUCCCGUCCCCCGAGGCCCGAGCGUAGUCUCUCUCUUUUGCCGUGGUUCUCCAGUCCUCCCUCAUCCGCUCUCUUUCUUUCUCUCGUGGCGAGUGGUAACGACGUCAGGUGCUCAGGUCUUGUUCAGGCCCUUCGCCGGCGACGAGCACACAGCAAAUGGAUACAGGAGCUCAAGCUAUGUUCAUCAUCAGUCUUGUGCUCUGGUGUACUACAAGCUUUGCCUUGGAUGAUGCUGCUGCUACAAGGAUUCCAAUUGUGGGCACAUUACCUCUGUCAAUGAAAGAAAAUCCGCAAUUAUGCCAACUUUGUGAGGAGUUUGCAUCAGAGGCCCUCUUCUAUUUAAAUGAAAAUGAGACCCAGACUGAAAUCAUUGAUACACUACACCAAGCUUGUUCAAAGUUUGGCUCUUUUAAGCUGGAGUGCACGAGGUUGGUGGAUUAUUAUGUCCCUCUUUUCUUCACAAAAAUUGCUUCAUUAAGCCCUGAAGAAUUUUGUGCAUCAGCAAGUUUUUGUGGGGGGGUAACAUUCAUUCGUCUUCCAAGACAUGAAGAUACUUGCACCCUUUGCCAUGAGGUUGUCGAUGAGGUUGUUACUAAUCUUGAAGAUCCAGGCAUGGAGCUUAAGAUAAUUGAGAUACUUCUGAAAGGAUGCAAUAAUGCAGAGGAUUAUGUACAAAAGUGCAAGAGGUUGAUAAUCCAAAAUGCACCUAUCAUAAUGGAGAAUAUUAAGAAGUUCCUCGAGAAGAGAGAUUUUUGCAAUUCUAUCCAUGUCUGUGGAAGUAAAUCCGUUCGCGCUGGAUCACAAGUCCUCAGAAGCCUUUCUUCAGCCUGAAGCCCUGAACUUGCACGGAUUGUUAUGAUCAUGCAACAGAUAUUAGUGUAAAAACAAGUCCAGGCGCCGCUAUGUGAGUCCCGUGUGACAUCGACUGUACAGAUUUGGCUGUGUACAUGUUAAAGGAAAACACAACUGAGGCACAAACCUCUUCUGUUUACGGGUCAUGAGCAGGGUGUGUAUUUGAACUGUAUAUCAUUAUACCUUGGAUUGGAUGUCAUGUUGCUCUAUAUUUAUACGUAACCGAGUUUUGUAACUUUGGAGAAGUAAUGUAUAUGAUGCCAAAGCUUGAUCUUCCA